This is a messenger RNA of Glossina fuscipes, 1632 nucleotides long. RefSeq names its product actin-related protein 1 (gene Arp1). The record is from RefSeq and is a predicted model, not a curated record. The transcript is spliced from 7 exons. Bases 194 to 1312 code for a protein of 372 amino acids. NCBI's taxonomy places the organism in Eukaryota, Metazoa, Arthropoda, Insecta, Diptera, Glossinidae.
AUUUAAAGUUUCCAUCCAUAUUUCUGGUGCUUAGUAAAAAGAGAAAUACUCUGGCCACCCCACCUUCCCAUUAUGGAAAAGGGUUUAACGUUUUGCUCAUCAGAAAAGUAACAAAAAGGAAUUUGUAAAAAUUUGCUAAUAGUACAACAUUUGUGUGUUAAAAGUUAUUUAUUUAAUAGAAAACUACACAGCCAUGGAACCCUAUAAUCAACCCGUAGUUAUUGAUAAUGGUUCUGGUAUGAUUAAAGCUGGCUUUGCAGGUGAGAACAUUCCAAAGUGCAGGUUUCCAAAUUAUGUUGGACGUCCAAAGCAUGUUCGUGUUAUGGCCGGUGCUUUGGAGGGUGAUUUAUUUGUGGGCCCAAAAGCUGAAGAACAUCGCGGUCUGCUGAGCAUUCGGUACGCUAUGGAACACGGUAUUGUUACCGAUUGGAAUGAUAUGGAACAUAUAUGGGGUUACAUUUACAGCAAAGAACAACUAUCUACAUGCACUGAUGAACAUCCGGUAUUACUUACAGAAGCUCCCCUAAACCCUCGCAGGAAUCGUGAAAAAGCUGCGGAAUUUUUUUUUGAAGGUAUUAAUGCGCCCGCACUAUUUGUUUCUAUGCAAGCGGUUUUGAGCCUAUAUGCAACUGGGCGUGUAACAGGUGUUGUUCUAGAUUCGGGUGACGGUGUCACGCAUGCAGUUCCAAUUUAUGAAGGAUUCGCUGUGCCACACAGUAUAAUGCGUGUUGACGUCGCCGGUCGCGACGUGUCACGUUAUCUCAAGACUCUGAUACGUAAAGAAGGCUUUAAUUUUCGUACAACGGCGGAAUUUGAAAUUGUUCGCUCAAUCAAAGAAAAAGUGUGCUACUUAGCUACCAAUCCUCAUAAAGAAGAAACAGUAGAGACAGAAAAAUUUGCUUAUACCCUGCCUGAUGGUAAAUUAUUGGAAAUAGGUCAAGCCCGAUUUAGAGCACCCGAAGUUCUAUUUCGACCCGAUUUGUUGGGAGAAGAAUGUGAAGGAAUUCAUGAUGUGUUGAUGUACGCCAUUGAAAAAUCCGAUAUGGAUCUCAGAAAGAUGUUGUAUCAAAACAUUGUAUUAUCCGGUGGCUCUACGCUCUUCAAAGGUUUCGGUGAUCGUUUGUUAUCCGAGUUGCGGAAACACUCCGCUAAGGAUCUUAAAAUCAGGAUUGCCGCUCCUCAAGAGCGACUCUACUCCACUUGGAUGGGUGGUUCGAUUUUGGCUUCGUUGGAUACCUUUAAAAAAAUGUGGAUUUCUAAACGAGAAUACGAAGAAGAAGGUCAACGCGCCGUGCACAAAAAGACUUUUUAGAUAUUCUAUUGUUUUUUUUUUUUUUUUUUAACUUCUAUAGGAAAAGUCAUACUUUAUAAUUUUUUAUUUUCUUUAAGAAAUAUGCGCUAUUCUUCUUCAUAACUUAGAUGUAUUUGAAAGAAUACAGGCCAAGAAAAUUCUAUAAACUAAAUCAUCAAAUACUUGAAGAAAAAACUCAUUAGAAAUACUAAGGAAAAAAAAGAUGAUUUCAAGAUAUCAGCCCCCGCUUAAUUAUUUGCGUUAGCUUGCAUUUCCUUGAAAGCUUGUAAAAUGACAUUAAAAAAAAAAUUAAUAAAAAAAAUAAAAAUGCUAACCUAGAA